This is a messenger RNA of Cheilinus undulatus (humphead wrasse), 1174 nucleotides long. RefSeq names its product zygote arrest 1-like (gene zar1l). The transcript is spliced from 4 exons. NCBI's taxonomy places the organism in Eukaryota, Metazoa, Chordata, Actinopteri, Labriformes, Labridae. Gene Ontology annotation, cellular component: cytoplasm. The record is from RefSeq and is a predicted model, not a curated record. Gene Ontology annotation, biological process: translation. Gene Ontology annotation, molecular function: mRNA base-pairing post-transcriptional repressor activity. The coding region runs from base 47 to 937 and encodes 296 amino acids.
UUUAAAUCGCAGCAGGAGCGACUUGGACUGGUUUCAUGGCUCCAGGAUGGAGGGGUUCCUGUCCACGUUUCCACCGUACCUUGCCCCAGGUCCAGCCCAGGACUGCGGCUGGGCAAAGAGAGAGGGCCGCUUCAUGACCCCCCAGGGCCUCAACUACCUGGAGCUCUGCAAGGCCAUCCUAUCCCAGGUUAGCCCGGCUCUACCACCUCAGUUUAAAAAGGCUAACACCAAAGAGUGCGGCGUACAAGUCAACGCCAAAGUUGAUAAAAUCGUGCAGUGCUCACUGGGGCCCAAAACGCUUUUCUGCAUGGAGGCUGAACAUCAUAAUAGUGUGACUUCAAAGUCCCCAAAGAGCCCAGAUCUGACCAGACCGGAAGGGAAGGCGCCGUGCAUCACGCCGCCUGUCAGCAACCUGCGCUUCCUGAAGCCGGUUUCCAUCUAUUCACCCGUGUUUGACCGCAGGAUCCUGGUGAAGAAACUCAGCGAAGAUGGAGGAAGGGAGGGAGAGGCUGGAGGUGCUGAACAAGAGUCAGAUAAGGAGGCUGAGACGGACAACAGCUGUGAGGACACGGUCAAAGACCUGAAGACAGCAUUCAAUAGGUCUGCGAAGGGCUCCAACUUUCAGUUCCUGGAACAGAGGUUUGGCUUUUUCCACUGCAAGAAAUGUAACAUCCGGUGGGAGAGUGCUUAUGUGUGGUGCAUCUCUGGAACCAGUAAGGUGUACUACAAGCAGCUCUGUCGGAAGUGUCAGGUGGGGUUUAACCCCUACAGAGUGGAGUCCAUCCUCUGUAAGGGCUGCUCUCAGACGUGCUGCAGCUGUGAGAAAAAGAAGAGGCACAUUAACAUGAAGAGGCCUCAUCGUCAGGACCUGUGCUGUCGCUGCAAGGGCAUGAGGUUGUCCUGUGAUACCACCUACAGCUUUAAAUAUAUCAUCUGAGCUGGCUCUGCUCUGGAUACAGCCAUUGCUCAAGACCAUACCUUCACAUGUCCACAGUGGAAGUUGUCUCCAUUUAACAUAUUCUAAGAGAUGAUUUAUUCUUCUACCAGAGAUUAGAGAAAUCUCUUGCUGGGUUUGUUUAUUCAAAACAACUUCUAAAUAAAGACAUGCCUUUGCUUGCCUUCAGUAAUCCUGGUGCAUUGUUGAACAGUUUAAUAAAAAAAAUUAUAAACUCAA